CUCCAGACCUUUCGCUACAAUUCAUACCCGGGCCUGGCAAAAGGAGGUGUACAGCUGGGUGCAGGGGAGCUGGCAGCAUCCAGUGACCAGGCAGAUGAGCUCCCAUGAGAAUUCCUUCCAACCUGCCCAGUUCCUGCUGCUGGUGGGCAUUCCGGUGGCAAGUGCCCUCCUUCUGGUCCAGUGCCUGCGAUGGCACUGUCCUCGCUGGCUGCGGGCUGGCUGGAAGCUGGACAGGCCAGAGGAGCUAGUGCCUGAUCCCACUCCCCUACCCAAAGAUGAGUCCCCACACCAGUACCCACCGGCCGUCCUGUCGGAGAUGGCCGCCUUCUACCGGGAACUGCACACGCCCACCCAGGGCCAGACCGUCACCCGUCAGCUGAUGCACAAGCUGCUGGUAUUUUCGGCUCGAGAGGUGGAUCACCGUGGCGGCUGCCUGAUACUGCGGGACACGGGCAUCUCGCUGCUCAUCCCGCCAGGUGCUGUGGCCGUGGGCCGCCAGGAGCGGGUGUCACUGAUCCUGGUGUGGGACCUGUCGGAUGGCCCGUCAUUGUCCCGAGACCAGGCGCUGGUGAGCCCCGUGGUGGCGUGUGGACCCCAUGGGGCCUCCUUCCUGAAGCCCUGCACCCUCACCUUCAAGCACUGUGCGCAGAUGCCCAGCCACGCCCGCACCUACAGCAGCAACACCGACCUGCUCGACACUAAAGACUGGAAGCCCCUGGGGAAGUCGGGGGUCCACACCUCCCUGGACGAGUGUCGCAUCCAGCUCUCCCACUUCAGCCUCUACACGUGUGUGCUGGAGGCACCCUCGGGCCAGGAAGCCCGCAAGUGGCUGCAGCUGGCGGUGUUCUGCUCGCCGCUGGCACCGGGGCAGAGCCACCUGCAGCUGCGCGUCUACUUCCUCAACAACACGCCCUGUGCCCUGCAGUGGGCCCUGACCAACGAGCAGCCCCACGGCGGGCGCCUGCGCGGGCCCUGCCAGCUCUUCGACUUCACCGGGGCCAGAGGGGACCAGUGCCUAAAGCUCAAGUACAUCUCUGAGGGUUGGGAGAACGUGGAUGACAGCACUUCCCAGGUGGUUCCUCAUCUCCACAUCUGGCAUGGGAAGUGCCCCUUCCGCUCCUUCUGCUUCCGGAGGAAAGCAGCCAAUGAGAACGAGGACUGCUCGGCACUAACCAAUGAAAUCAUCGUCACCAUGCACACCUUCCAGGAUGGCUUGGAGACCAAGUACAUGGAAAUCCUCAGGUUUCAGGCUUCGGAGGAGGAGUCCUGGGCAGCGCCACCCCCUGUCUCCCAGCCGCCCCCAUGCAAUAGGCUGCCCCCUGAGCUCUUUGAGCAGCUGCAGAUGUUGUUGGAGCCGAACAGCAUCACAGGCAACGACUGGAGGAGACUGGCCUCCCACCUGGGGCUCUGUGGCAUGAAGAUCCGGUUCCUGUCCUGCCAGCGCAGCCCUGCUGCGGCCAUCCUGGAGCUGUUUGAGGAGCAGAACGGCAGCCUACAGGAGCUGCACUACCUCAUGACCCUCAUGGAGCGGCUGGACUGCGCCUCCGUCAUCCAGAACUACCUGGGCAGCCCAGCCCAGGUCCGUGUGGGCACCUGGGAGAACCAGGACCUGGAGCUGGAGCUGGACGUGAAGCUCUGAGUGCCUCCUGGGGCAGAGCAGGGUGGACACGGCCCACAGUGCGGUUUGCCUGGACACCCUGGGAAAACAUAGGUUCCUGGCUGUGCCCACCGACCUCAUCAGAACCCUCAGACCAUGUCUCAGGCCACUGUGAGGCCAGACUGCCCUUGCCAGCCUCCCAGGGUCUGGACCACCUUGAGACUGGCUUUGUUCUGCCUGCAGAUCCCCUCCUGGGCAGCAGGGGGCACAGGAGCCCAGGAGAUGGACCCGCAUGGUAGGCCUCUGAGAAGCUAUUUCAUAGACCAACAGACUGUUAGGUUGCAGCCUGACACCCCUUGGGGACUGGUCAGUCCACAGUAUUCACUGAGCACUUGGUGGUACCCAGCAUUGGACUGGGCAUCAUGCGGAAUCCUGGAAUAUAUGGGGGAAUUUGGAGUCUUGACAAGCACACAGUUCUCGUGUGGGAGUCAAGAUGUACUCAUAUGAGCUGAGGGCAAACUCUAAAACAACGGGGAAGGGUAGGCAAAUGUAGGUCUAUAGUUGUGAGUACGGGAAACAGAGUUUAUUCUUGUAUUAUUAUUUAUUAAUUAUAGUAUUAUUUUCCAUACGAACAACUGUAAACAGACUUUUACCCACCCUGCAUCUCCUACAGUUGGGGAUGUGAGUGUGGUGUGAACUGUUUGCUUCAGGAGUUGAGGAAAGAGGGAGCUGAGUAUGGCCUGGUGCAGGGAGGAUGUUGGAGAGAGACUUGAAUAUGCAGAGUGGUUCAGAGAUGCUUAGGUAGGGGUAGGGGUCGGGGGUGACUGAAGAGGAGGAGCCAGGAGUGAGUGUGAUGUGCUGAGGCAUUAAGCAGCCUGGCCUCACAUGUGGGAGGUGAGGGUCCAUAGAGGUUCAAGGCCAGAUCUACAGGUGGGCAGUGCUACCUGGCUGUCUACCUGUCUCCUUUGCCUUCCUUUGUCUCCUUAUACAUACCUUAUCUCUCUCCCUCUGCCAUUAUGUCUGUUAUAAAACAUCAAAGCUGAAAAAAAAAAACUU
Myotis myotis is the source of this 2653-nucleotide messenger RNA. It is a transcript of the gene UNC5CL, whose product is annotated as unc-5 family C-terminal like. The transcript has 9 exons. NCBI's taxonomy places the organism in Eukaryota, Metazoa, Chordata, Mammalia, Chiroptera, Vespertilionidae. Gene Ontology annotation, cellular component: membrane. The coding region runs from base 95 to 1639 and encodes 514 amino acids. Gene Ontology annotation, molecular function: protein binding; netrin receptor activity. The record is from RefSeq and is a predicted model, not a curated record. Gene Ontology annotation, biological process: netrin-activated signaling pathway; positive regulation of canonical NF-kappaB signal transduction; positive regulation of JNK cascade.